Tripterygium wilfordii is the source of this 1576-nucleotide messenger RNA. RefSeq names its product TLC domain-containing protein 4-B-like. Lineage: Eukaryota; Viridiplantae; Streptophyta; Magnoliopsida; Celastrales; Celastraceae. The coding region runs from base 519 to 1322 and encodes 267 amino acids. The transcript has 9 exons. The record is from RefSeq and is a predicted model, not a curated record. Gene Ontology annotation, biological process: lipid homeostasis. Gene Ontology annotation, cellular component: membrane; endoplasmic reticulum.
AUGUAGAGAGUCAUUAAGGUACUGUAGUUGCCUCUCGAAUUGUUGGUUUCCGGGUCUUAAAACAGUUUUCUUACCGGGUUUUUUUUGGUGAUUAUGAUUGAGAAUUAUGGGUUUUCUUAUUUCAUUCGGAUACCUUUUUUGUGUUGGUUGAGGAAACAAAUAUGAAAUAUCAAUUCUUGUUUGUUCCUGUUGUGGCUUUUCUUGAUUGCUUUGACGGUAUAGGUCUGUGUCUUUGUGUUUGUCUGUGUCUUGAGGGAUACAAUAAUACGUGGGUUUCAUCUUGGAUUUGAGUUUGUAGUGUGUGGACGGUCAAAUUGGUUCGUUCGGUGUCCCUAUGGACAUGAGGUUUAGGAUUUGUCAAUCAUAGAAGUGAUUAUUAUGGUACUGUAAGAUGAAGAAUAGGAGAACAGCUGUUUUCGAAGGAGAUUGUAGGAUUACGAGAAUCAGGCAUUGAAAGAGCCUCUACAACAGUAUUUGGUUAAGGAUAAUGCUGUUUGUUGGUCUCUAAACGAAACACAAUGGCAAUGAAAUCUUACCAAAAUCAGGCAGAGAUGUUCUUAAAGGAUUAUUUACUCGAAGAUUCUUUUAUGCCAUUCACUUCUAUAAUUGGUGGCAUUUUUGCGUGCAAGCUGGUUUACGAUCUUACGCAGUUAAUGAGUACUAUUUACUUUAAAAGCUAUUCCAACCUCACAAAAAUCCAGCGAGUUGAGUGGAAUAACAGGGCCAUAUCGACUAUCCAUGCCCUGUUCAUCACAACCUUGUCGUUAUACUUUGUCUUCAUGUCAGAUCUCUUUUCUGACGAAAGACUUGCUGGACUUAUUACACUUCGAAGUUCUGCGCUGUCUACAUUUGCACUGGGGAUUUCUGUUGGUUACUUCAUUGCGGACAUUGGGAUGAUCAUUUGGUUUUAUCCUUCUCUAGGUGGAAUGGAGUAUGUUAUUCAUCAUCUACUAUCUAUGGCAGCUGUAGCUUAUGCUAUGUUGACAGGGGAAGGACAAGUUUACACCUACAUGGUUCUAAUAUCUGAGACAACGACCCCUGGUGUCAAUCUGAGAUGGUAUCUGGACACAGCUGGAAUGAAGAAGUCUAGGACAUACCUUAUUAAUGGGGUUGUCAUGUUCGUUGCUUGGCUGGUUGCCAGAAUACUCCUUUUCAUGUACCUGUUUUACCAUAUCUACCUGCAUUACGAUGAGUUGAAGGAAUUGUGUGGUUUUGGGCGGCUUUUGAUAUUUGUGGUGCCUGUGGUGCUAUCCGUAAUGAACUUGAUGUGGUUUUGGAAGAUAAUCAGGGGAUUGAAGAAGACUUUAGCAAAGCGGCAGUGAAGAUUCUGAUAAUGGAGGAUACUGAAAGAGUCAUAAAAACUAGUGUUGAUCUCCAUGCAAUGUAAAAUACCUAGAGGUGUAGUAGUUGAACUGGUUGAUCAACCAUGGUUGCCGAAUCCAAUAAGAUUCAGAUGCAAUGUAAAGAUUAGCGCUUCUCAGAAAUUGCUUCAUAGUUUUGAUUAUCAUAUUUAACCAGGAUUAUGGGAACAUCAUUUUGGCUGGAAAUACCAAGGUUGAGCUUGGAGUUUCGAAUA